AUGUCCCGACCAAAGCGCCCCCGCGACUCGGACACCGCCCCCGCUACUCACCCCCCCAAGCGCCACCGCCCGUCGCCCCCGCCCCGCCCCAGACAAAAGCAGGGCCUCCUCGCAAAGACAUUCGGCGCCAUGUCCUCCCUCUUCACCUGGCGGCAGCCCCAGGAGAGAGACUCUGAACCAGAAAGCGAGUCGGAAUCACGCUCAUCAUCGCCAGACCCCCUGGAUGUCAUUUCACCCACACGCACCGCGUCCUCGGCAUCCUACCCCGACCCACCAUCUCCAGCCCAGCCCGUGACCCCUCUACCCCCGACAUCCUCCUCCUCGGGCGGCGCUCCUCAGAGCCAUCCCCGCAGGCCGCCCGUACGGCCGAAUCGCGAUGCGUACAGCUCGUCAACGUCCUCGCCCUAUGGCUGGCAAGCCACCAUGAGCCAUAGCAGGCCCAUGUGGCCCAUCAAGAAAGAAGAGGAUGAUAGAAAGGCGUCGCAGCGAGUGAUUACCAUGUUUAGCGGAGGACCGGGAGGUCUGAAGAGACGGCCGUAUCGCAAAACCGACGAAAAGAUUCAAGGUAUACGGUCCGUCCUCUGGAACGAUCAAUCUGCCCAUUCCUUUGACAAUAUGAUAUCCCCCCCCUCCACACCGACAUACCUACCACAUGCCAAGCGUGAAAUCGGAACCAAGGCCGCUGCCCAAGCUGCCCAGAACCACAAACAUUAUGAAUCCUCUCUGGUGCAGAGCCUCAGACGCCUGCAAGUCGAGAGAGAGGCAAAACUCAAACCGCCAAAGCCUAUUGUUCCGAAAAAGAUGACGGCAGACAAGGAGGCAAAGGCCGACAAAUUCCUGUCGGACAGACGGUUCCACAAGACCUUUGCGAGUGGGGAGGUGGAUGCUGCGUCUCUGAAACGACUGAAGCCAGGCCAGUGGCUGGAUGAUGAGAUUGUAAACAGCUAUUGUGGGCUGAUGUGUGAGCGGUUCGCCAAUGGCAAAAACGGCCGCAAGGUUCAUUUCAUGAACUCGUUUUUCUACAAAAAGCUGUCGGAGCAGGGUUACGCUGGGGGCAAAUUGAAACGAUGGACGAAAAAGGUCGACAUCUUUGCCCUAGAUACCCUGGUCUUUCCCAUCAAUCAAGGCAACAUGCACUGGACGGCCUGCGCCAUCAACUUUGCUCGCAAGCGCAUAGAAUACUACGAUUCCAUGGGAGAUCAUGGCAACGCGCGUAAAAGCGUGUUUAGCGAUGUCCGAGAUUAUCUGGAUCAAGAGUAUGCAGACAAGAAGGGUGGAAAGAUGGACUGGACCGGAUGGACGGAUCAGUUCAACAAGAAUACACCACAACAGAAUAACGGCUCUGACUGUGGUGUCUUUUCUCUCCAGACGCUGGAAAUGGUCGUCCGCGGACGAGACGUGGUCACUCAGGGUUUUGAGUUUACAUGUCAGAAUAUGCCAUUCCUGAGACGGCUGAUGGUGUACGAGAUUGGGGAGGGACGGUUAGAACAAAGAUCAUGGGGGGCGCCAGACUUAUAA
Molecule: messenger RNA, 1518 nt
Organism: Cryptococcus amylolentus CBS 6039
Lineage: Eukaryota; Fungi; Basidiomycota; Tremellomycetes; Tremellales; Cryptococcaceae
Exons: 5
Coding region: 1-1518 (505 amino acids)
Biological process (GO): protein desumoylation
Cellular component (GO): nucleus
Molecular function (GO): deSUMOylase activity
Source: RefSeq, a predicted model, not a curated record